AUGAUAUUCCGUCGAGGCCUACCUACUCUCAACUUUUUUAUCGGUACAACUGCUCUGUCGUUUCAAUUUUUUGUGCUGUACCCAUGGCAUAUGGAGCUUGACAAGGAAUUCCAUAAGCUAGAGAAAACCCAUAAGCAAGUUCUUGAAGAAUUCCACCAAGCCAAAAUGACCAAACUCAAUGGGAUUGAGCACUCAUUACAGGAACUAAAGGAAGUCGCUAUACCACUAAUGACCAAGAAAUAG
This is a messenger RNA of Batrachochytrium dendrobatidis JAM81, 243 nucleotides long. RefSeq lists its product as uncharacterized. The transcript has a single exon. Bases 1 to 243 code for a protein of 80 amino acids. The record is from RefSeq and is a predicted model, not a curated record. NCBI's taxonomy places the organism in Eukaryota, Fungi, Chytridiomycota, Chytridiomycetes, Rhizophydiales.